GCGAGCGGCGCGGCCUCCCGAGACCGGACGUGCUUACGAGCGGCUACUCUCCGCGCGCCCCUCCGCCCCAACCUUUGCGGGCUCAGGGCGAAGGCUGUCGCUGCGUACCGCCCCGAGCCCUAGAGCCUAGCCACGCCCCCGGAGGUUCCGCCCCUGUCGCCGGGAUCCCAUCCCUCCGCCCGCAAGACCCCCGAGCCCAAUGAUUCUGCAGCAGCCCCUGGAGCGAGCCCCCCCGGGUCGGGGCCGUCGCUACCUGCGGGCCCCCUCGGGGGAGACUCGGGGCCUGGACGCGAGCUCCCCUCUCCGAGGAACUUUGCCUAUGAGCACCAAGCGGCGCCUGAAGGAGGAGCAGGAGCCGCUGCGCAAGCAGUUCCUGUCGGAGGAGAACAUGGCCACCCACUUCUCUCGACUCAGCCUGCACAAUGACCACCCCUACUGCAGCCCCCCAUUGACUUUCCCCCCAGCCCUGCCCCCACUCAGGAGCCCUUGCUCUGAGCUGCUUCUCUGGCGCUACCCUGGGAACCUGAUCCCGGAAGCUCUCCGGCUGCUGAGGUUGGGGGGCACCCCCAGCCCCGAUUACCCUGCUGCCCCAGCUGGGGAUGGAAUGGACCUCUGAGUGCUGGUGGGCAGUUCCCCUGCCCACCUUUCUUUCCCCACAUCAGGGAAGACCAGCCGCCUCUGAAAGGACCAGCAGCUUUGCUUGCCCUCCUCCAGGCCAGGCCAGGCCUCUGGGCACCAGGACCAUCCCUCGUGCAGCCUGGGCUGGGAGGGGCCACAGGGUUGGAGGUACUCCGCCCCAGGAGAAC
Choloepus didactylus (southern two-toed sloth) is the source of this 806-nucleotide messenger RNA. RefSeq names its product host cell factor C1 regulator 1 (gene HCFC1R1). The record is from RefSeq and is a predicted model, not a curated record. NCBI's taxonomy places the organism in Eukaryota, Metazoa, Chordata, Mammalia, Pilosa, Megalonychidae. Bases 200 to 616 code for a protein of 138 amino acids. The transcript has 5 exons.